AUGGUAUCCGCCAUAAGAGUUGCUCCUACGGCAGCCACACGAGCAAUCAACUUGCUACGCACAGUUCAAUAUACCCAUCCUCCAACAUGUCCAUGCCACUCAAAUCCUAGCCACCACCAUCAUCACCAGAACGAGUCGUCAUCACUAAUUCACCAUGCACGGCGGACCCUCACGACGCCCAUUGACCCGUCACGCCAGAAAGAAUAUGCCUUUGAAAUGGCAUCGUCAAACAUCCGGUUCGGUCCGGGAUGCACCAAGGAAGUAGGCAUGGACAUGAAGAAUCUCGGCGCGAAAAAGGUUAUGGUCGUCACGGAUGCCAAUGUGGCCAAACUUGAUGCCAUGAAGCAGACCAUUGAAGGGCUGGAGAAGGAGGGCAUUGCAUAUAUAGUAUAUGACAAAACGCGAGUCGAGCCGAAGGAGAGCUCAGUCAAAGACGCAAUAUCAUUCUCAAAGGCCCACGACCCAGACGCCUUUCUCGCCGUCGGCGGCGGGAGCGUCAUCGACACCACCAAGCUCAUGAACCUGUACACCUGCAACCCAGACGCGUCUUUCCUCGACUUCGUCAACGCCCCGCUGGGCAAAGGACUACCCAUCACCUCUUCCCUGCGUCCGCUCAUCGCCAUCCCCACCACCGCCGGCACUGGUUCCGAAACAACCGGCACCGCCAUCUUCGACAUGGAAUCCAAACGGGCCAAAACAGGGAUCGCGCACCGCUCACUACGUCCCACUCUGGGGAUCUGCGACCCGCUCAACACGCGGACCAUGCCUUCUGCCGUGCACGCCUCGUCCGGUCUCGACGUGUUAUGCCACGCGCUCGAAUCCUGGACCGCAAUACCAUAUUACGAACGAAUGCCUCGCCCCACGAACCCCAUCUCCCGGCCGGCAUACCAAGGCGCGAACCCGAUAUCGGAUAUAUUCAGCCUCCAAGCGCUACGCAGCACAGCGAAAUACCUGCCGCGCGCGGUCAAAGACCCAGACGACCACGAGGCGCAAGAACAAAUGCUACUGGCCGCGACCCUUGCGGGCGUGGGGUUCGGAAACGCAGGCGUCCAUUUAUGCCACGCAAUGAGUUAUCCCAUCUCAGGCCAGAACCCUGCACGGUAUACUCAACCCGGCUAUGUCGUCCCCCAGGGCCAGCCGCUCAUCCCGCAUGGCGUCUCGGUGGCGGUUACGGCGCCCAGCGUGUUUCGCUUCACGGGCCCCUCAAACCCAGACCGCCAUCUAGCUGCCGCGGAGGCAUUGGGGGUGGAUAUCUCGCAGGUAAAGAAGGAGGACGCGGGACACGUCCUGGCGGAUAGAUUGGCGCGGUUUAUCAGCGAUUUGGGCGGCCAGCCGAAAGGAUUAAAGGAUCUAGGGUUCGAUAAGACGCAUGUGGAGGAGCUGGUGCAAGGGACACUGCCCCAGAAGAGAGUCCUCGUGUUGGCGCCCAAUUUGAGCGGUGAUGAAGAUGUGCAGAGGGAGAAGGAUCAGUUGAGGGGGUUGUUUGAAGAUGCAUUGGAGUUUUAG
Messenger RNA from Xylona heveae TC161, 1506 nucleotides. Its product is annotated as NAD-dependent methanol dehydrogenase. The record is from RefSeq and is a predicted model, not a curated record. NCBI's taxonomy places the organism in Eukaryota, Fungi, Ascomycota, Xylonomycetes, Xylonales, Xylonaceae. Gene Ontology annotation, molecular function: alcohol dehydrogenase (NAD+) activity; metal ion binding. Gene Ontology annotation, cellular component: mitochondrion. The transcript has 2 exons. Bases 1 to 1506 code for a protein of 501 amino acids.